AUGUUGAUCUUUCAAUCAAAACAAUUGCCCAAAAAGAAUGACGAAGAAGAAGCAUCACGACAAAGAAUAAGACAACCUGUGAAUUAUGCAUCUAUCAAUAAUCCCAAUCCAGGAAGUCAUGAAGAAGAAAGAGUGUCUGCUGUUAUCAGUAGAUAUAAAUACUAUAACAGACUGGCACCUCACGGCAGUAGCAACUUUCUUAUGCCAGAUCAUGUUGUUCCUCAAGUAUUUGUCAAUUAUGUUUUCAAACCAAUUCCUGGAGAACAAAGUAGUAUUGUUACAAUAUUUUCACUAUGGAACACAAUGAUGGGAACCUCACUUCUAAGUAUGCCUUGGGCAAUAAGACAGGCUGGGUUUGCCACAGCUAUUCCAUUGUUAGUAUUGAUGGCAGGAAUUAACCUUUAUACUAGUUACAGAAUACUAAAAACUUCACAAGAAUAUUCUGUUGAUGGACAGUUGGUAGAAUUUUCUGAUGUAUGUAAACAUUACUUAGGGAAGUGGGCACAGUAUCUAGCUGUGGGUUCAUCACUACUAACUCUACUUGGAGGUGCUAUUGUUUAUUGGAUACUCAUGUCAAACUUUCUCUACAAUGUAGUUUUAUUUAUUUGGCAUAAAGCUGAACAUGAUUCUUCAACUGCUAGCAACAUGAAUAUUUCAAAUCCAGAUAUAGUAUGCAAUGUUCAUCAUCCAGAUAAGAAUCAUACAUCAUCUAUAUAUGGAUCUCAUACACAUGAAGAACAAUUUGAUAAAAUAUGGAAUGUAUCUUAUACAGUACCUUUCUUCUUAAUACUCAUCUUAGGACCUCUAGUCAACUUUAAAUCUCCUACAUUCUUCACAAAAUUCAAUGCUUUAGCUACCUUAUCUGUGACAUAUUUGAUAUGCUUUGUCAUAAUAAAUGCUGCAAAAUGGGGUAUAAAUGUAGAUUUCAGUGGAAAUGAGCAGCAGAUAUUUUAUGUCUCGGAUUUUAAGGGAAGUUUUCCUGCAUUGACUGGUAUUGCAGCUUUAGCUUAUUUUGUACAGAACUCUUGUGUAUCAAUAGUCAGAAAUCAGAAAUAUCCUGAAAAUAAUAUAAGAGAUUUGAUUAUAGCCUAUAUAUUAGUGGCCUUUACUUAUAUAUUUGUUGGUGUUAUGUUUUUUAUAAGUUUUCCAAUGGAAAAGGACUGCAUUGAAGAUAAUUUAUUAAACAAUAUGUCUGACACUUAUGUCUUGGCAUUUGUGGCAAGAAUUAGCUUAUUCUUCCAGAUGAUGUGUGUUUUCCCAUUGUUAUUGUAUAUAUUUAGAGUACAACUUUUGUAUACCAUAUACAACAUGGUUUGGCCAGGAUUGCGCCAUGUUUUGGUAUUGAAUGUGUGUAUAAUUGCAGUAUGUGUGGUAUUUGCAGUAUUUCUACCUCAUAUAGGAAAAAUUAUAGGAUUUUUUGGAGCAUUCUGUGGUUUUGCCUAUGCCAUUAUGUUGCCAUGUCUAGUACAUUUGACUAUACAACACAGAAACGGAGAACAGUCUUUAUUGAGUACUGUUUUACAUUCCUUUCUCAUUGUCAUAGGAUUAGCUAAUUUUGUUGGACAGUUUUUAGUUCUCAAUGUAAAAUGAAGUGUGCUUUUCAAAGGACCUAAGAAAUCCAGAAAAUUUUUCUUGGUCUCAGAGAAUGUAAAGUGCAUUGUUCUUGAAGUAUGGAGUUGAAAGAUUUUAUAUGGAUUGGCGAUUUGAUAGUUAGAAUUUGCAUCACAUUAUGAGCAUUCUGCAAAAUGCAUUGGAAAAAGUUUGAAAUAUUUGACGGCAUUAUGGCAGGGCAUAUAAGUCAAGAAUUUAUCAUAUUGAUAAUUAUAAUAUGUUUACUGCCACCUUCAAAGAUGGUUUUUUUUUAACAUCCUAGACUAUAUUUUAAAUUUUGAUGUAUUUUGUUAAACAAUAUGUUAUGUAUGUUAUGAAUGUUAUAUUUUUCCCAUAAUUUGUGAGUGUGAGAGAUACCAUAUUUUAAGAAAUGCAGUUGAUUGUUGUUAUCUAAACAGUUUUAUGGUCUCGCAUGCAAUGAAAGUCGCAUAAUGCGAGACAUAGGGAUAAAAAUCCAGCGGCAACAACAGAAACUAUUUGUAUAAAGCUUUUUAUUUCAAAAGCUAGAUGACCUGGAUGCUUCAUACCUUGUAUGCAGAUAUCUUAUGUUAUGAAGUUUCCGUCUGUCAUAUCUCCAUUGUUCAUGACCUCAUUUUCAUGGUUCAUUGACUGCAUGAAAAAAAUUACUGUUUUUUGGGAAAAGUGAUAUACCGUACUCUCUUAUUAUGAGCAGUAGUAUGGGGUUAUUAUAUUGGGUGUAUGGGAUGAUUGUAAGGUGUACAUGUCAAACUGGCAAGUGUCAUCUGACUUUGACCUCAUUUUCAUGGUUCAUUGGACAAAUGUUUGGAUUUUAUGGUUUGGCCUAUUUCUCAGAUGCUAUAAGCAAUAGGUCAACUAUAUUUGGUGUAUGGAAUAAUUGUUAGGUGUAUAUGUAUGUCUGUCACGUUUCAUGUGACCCUGACCUCAUUUUCAUGGUUCAUAGGUCAAUGAUAGGUUUUUGUGGUUAUGUCAAUUUAUACUAGUUACUAUAAGCAAAUGGUCAACUAUAUUUGGUGUAUGGAAUGUUUGUUAGGUGUACAUGUCUGUCUAGCAGGGUUCACAUAUCCUUGACCUCAUUUUCAUUGGUCAUUGUUAAGAUUUUGUGGUUUGAUCCGUUUCUCAUGUCAGCUAUAAGUUCAUGUGAUACUUUAUAUUUUUAUAUUCUAUAUCACUCUAGCAUAUUUCUUUACUGAACAUGUUCUUGCUCACCCAUGCCUUUACAAUCUAAAAAAUCAACAUCUUAUAAACAAGUUUAUAUUUCCUACCCUACCUUUUAUUUCAUUAGUAUCUUUAAUCCCUGGACCUUGGCAAGAGAAAAAGAAGAAAGAACUAUAUUGCUUAUGAUGAACCAGAAAUGUUAUGUAAAAUAUGACUUUCAUGAUGAACCAGAAAUGUUAUGUAAAAUAUGACUUUCACCCAAAACAACAGUACAAAUAUCCAUAAAGUGACAACUCAAAUGUUUGUUUGUGGAAUGAUGAGUCCAACUUUAUAUAUUUUGAUAACAACAUGUACUUAUUACUACUUGUUGUAUAAAUAUGUCUUAUUUUUGAAAGACAGAUUAGAGUCCAGUACACUUCUAUUAGGUCCACCAAAAAUGCAAGUGGUGCUGGACCUAUUCUUUACAAAAAUUUGGAGAUCUCUGCCAUGCUGCAGUGGUGCAAUUUUUUUUUCAUUUGAUUUAACAACUGUAUUUCAUUUAGUUUGAAAUACUGUGAAUCAGAAAAUAUUCAAAAGAUUAUAAAUUAGAUUCAUAAAUUUCUGUGCAUUUAAUAAUAUUGAACUAUGGACAAAAUUGUGUGAUUAUUUUUUUCGAUUUCAGAAAAGUCAGCAUACAAGUAAUGCUAUAAAAAAUGUUUAAAUUACAAGUUUUUAUUUUUUUUAAACCUAUCCCACUGCAAUUUUUUCGAUAUUUACAGUAUUUUUUAUUUUAUUUAUGACAGCUUAGUUUUUAAAAAAAUAUUAUAUACAAGACAAAAAAACAUAGGAUAGAGUUCAGAUAGAGAUCUAUUUGUACAUUUUUUUUUUGUAUAUUAAAAUAUCCCAGUUUAUGAUUGUAUUGAAAAACAUGAGAUUAAUGAAAGCUUUCUUACUGAACAAAUGAUAUAAAUUCAUGGCCAGUAAUA
This is a messenger RNA of Mytilus californianus (California mussel), 3713 nucleotides long. RefSeq names its product sodium-coupled neutral amino acid transporter 9-like. Lineage: Eukaryota; Metazoa; Mollusca; Bivalvia; Mytilida; Mytilidae. Bases 1 to 1590 code for a protein of 529 amino acids. The transcript is spliced from 15 exons. Gene Ontology annotation, biological process: amino acid transmembrane transport. Gene Ontology annotation, molecular function: amino acid transmembrane transporter activity. The record is from RefSeq and is a predicted model, not a curated record.